ACAACCCCACCACCCUUUUCAACAAAAUUUUCAGUUUCGGUUGGUACCCAUGUUUCUGUCUUCUCCUUAUAUUUUUCUUUUAACCUUAUUACUUCCUUUUCCAUUAUUGUCUUACUACACCUCUCUCUCUCUCUCUCUCUCUCUCUCUCUCUUUACUCGGAUUCUUGUUGGCAAUUUCUGUCUUCCCUUAACUUCCAUGCAACUUCCAUUUCAUAACCUUACACGUCUUUUCUUUUCUUCAAUUUCUUAAUUGAAAAUUUCUACUCCUAUUGGCAUAUUCACCAAAGUUUUUAUUUACCAUGGCUGUAAAGUAACAUGGGUUCUGUCCUGUAAUUUCUUUAGUUUCUUAUUUUUCAGGAGGGCCCAUCUUCGGCUAGGUUUUGUCCUUGCCUGAAUUGAAGCAAUUUUACUUCAGGGUUUUUUUGAUUAAAGUCAGCCAUAUAUAUAUAUAUAUAUAUAUAUAGCAAUGGAUAAAGAAGAGAACUACUCGGUACUUUUAGCUCAUAGCUUAUCAUCUUUACUGUCUGUUUUGUUUUUGCUGAUAGAUCAUUUUACCACCAUGUUAUAUUGGUCUGAGCUUGACUUCUUGCAGGCAACUUUUACUAGUCUAGACUACUCUCUAGACCACCACCACCACCACCACCACCAUCAACCCCAACAACACGAACUCAUUAAGCCGCGAAUUGGUGAAACUUCCGGUGAUAGCAACAGUGGAAUGAUUGAUUAUAUGCUGAAUAAUCCUCAUCAACAACUAAUAUCAUCAUCUGGGUUUUGUACUUCUAAUUCGCUUGAUAAGUUGAGCUUUGCAGAUGUCAUGCAAUUUGCAGAUUUUGGGCCUAAGUUAGCCUUGAACCAAACCAAGAUAUCUGAGGAAGAAACUGGUAUUGAUCCAGUUUACUUCUUGAAGUUUCCUGUACUGAAUGAUAAGAGAGAGGGACAGUCUCUAAUGAUUCCUCAACUGGGCGAAGAGAAUGAAGAAGAGAGGUUUAAAGGAAUGGGUAGUGUAGAGAGAUUUACUGGUAGAGAGGAAGAAGAAACUAGGGUUUCUGAUAAUGCGUCGGUGCAACUCCAGUUUCUUGAAAAUCAGGACGCUCAGAACAAGAAUCCUAUACCAGAAGUGAAGAACAAGAGAAAAAGACCAAGAACGACCAAGACAAGUGAGGAAGUGGAGAGCCAAAGAAUGACUCAUAUUGCAGUAGAAAGAAACCGGAGGAAACAAAUGAACGAACAUCUUCGAGUUUUGAGAUCUCUCAUGCCAGGGUCUUAUGUACAAAGGGGAGAUCAAGCUUCUAUUAUUGGUGGAGCUAUUGAAUUCGUGAGGGAACUGGAGCAGCUUCUUCAAUGCCUAGAAUCUCAAAAGAGACGAAGACUAUAUGGAGACGCUGCUUCAAGACAGAUGGCUGGAGAGUCAUCAGUUGCAGUCCAGCAACCUCAAUCGCCAUUCUUUCCUCUGCCAAAUGAUCAAAUGAAACUGGUGCAGUUCGAAACUGGACUGCGGGAAGAAACCGCUGAGAACAAGUCUUGCUUAGCUGAUGUUGAAGUGAAGCUUUUAGGGUUUGAUGCCAUGAUCAAGAUUCUCUCGAGGAGAAGGCCAGGCCAACUCAUUAAGACCAUUGCAGCUUUAGAAGAUUUGCAGCUUAAUAUCCUUCACACCAACAUUACUACCAUUGAACAAACUGUUCUCUACUCAUUCAAUGUCAAGAUAGCAAAUGAAUCUAGGUGCACAGCAGAAGAUAUAGCAAGCUCCGUUCAACAAAUAUUCAGUUUCAUUCAUGCAAACAGCAGCAUGUGAUAGAAAUCUGAAAUGGACAAAAAGAUGAGCUGUUGUGCAAAUUUAUUUCUUUCUUAUUUUUUUCUUCGGUUUUCCAUGGAUCCCUCUAUUCAGUACUUUUUCUCUAUUGGAUUCCUUAUUAUUGUUGCAGAAACGAAUACUAAAAUGUUGUUUGUUACUGUAGUAGUAUAACCACGUAAAGGUAAAUUCCCAAGAACCCAUUUCCACGUUUCUCACUCACUCUGCUUCUGUUAACUGUACAUCUUCCCUUUCCUUGUAAUUAACGAAUUGUCAUUGCAUGUGGGUAAUGGGGCGAUAUACAUAAUGAUGAUCAUUACAACUUCAUCUCUGACUCAUUACACUUUGUAACAAACAUCAAUUGAUUAUAUAUAAUAGAGCGACUACGCACAACUGAACUUGUUUUUC
Messenger RNA from Ricinus communis (castor bean), 2197 nucleotides. Its product is annotated as transcription factor FAMA. Gene Ontology annotation, cellular component: nucleus. The coding region runs from base 467 to 1792 and encodes 441 amino acids. Gene Ontology annotation, biological process: stomatal complex development; guard cell differentiation; positive regulation of DNA-templated transcription. The transcript has 3 exons. The record is from RefSeq and is a predicted model, not a curated record. NCBI's taxonomy places the organism in Eukaryota, Viridiplantae, Streptophyta, Magnoliopsida, Malpighiales, Euphorbiaceae. Gene Ontology annotation, molecular function: protein dimerization activity; DNA-binding transcription factor activity.